GCAAUUGUUCAGCCACCAAUUUGGCCGAGGUUUUCUAUGUCGACGGAGCGGGAAGGAGCGCGGCUCCCCGCACGCAGUGCAGUGUUCAUUGCCAGGUAUGGACCAGGAGCGAGCGCCAUUAUAUCAUCUGCGCAGUGAGGAGCUUUUCGUAUGCGCUCGCGCCCGGACUUCGUGUUUUUUUGUUGGCGCGACCCUCCCAAGUCAUAUGUAGUGAGGUCACGAACUGCGUUCUAUCCUAGCGUAGUACUCUGCGACUCGUGCCGCCCGGCGCCGUCAUCUCCUGUGUCAGUCUCCCUGCCAGCGCCCCGCAUCAAAAGAUGGCCACGACCGGUGGCUUCUUCUCUGUCGACGCGCCCCCCGCUCCGGAGGACGACGACGAUGCAGCGGAGGAGCAGAAGCGGCUCGUCAACCGGGCACGACUGGCCCUGCACGUGGACCGCGAUGUUAGCGACGUGCAGAAGCGUGCUAACCAGUUCCAGGCCAAGCUGAAAAAAGCGAUCAACGAGUCCGAGCCGGGCACGGUGAAGUGGAACAAAACGGCAAGCGGCAGUGGGAGUUUUUUGUCUACCUUUAUCAAUAAGCGGCAAAGCAAGCCGGCAGCUGGAGUUGGGGAGGUUUUGUCGGGAACGGGAAGUGGCUACACGAGUACCGCAGAGAAAAAUGUUCCAAGUGGUCAAACAGACGCCUCGUUAGGACUCGACGCCCUGCAUCUCUCGCCAAACCCUCAAACAAAUCUCUUGGAGAAACAUCAGCCGAGCGACACGCCACCGCACGCGGGCUCCAAAGAUACACGACUCCCAGCCACGGAUGACGUGGUUGACAGGAAGCGACAGGAACAGGACCAGGACGACCUGCUGAACCGCUUGGAGCAGCUGAUUGCGCAGACGACGCAGGCAAGCUACGCCGCGUUUGAAGACUCCGAACAAGAAGAGCGCGUGAACGCGGAGAUGAUGGGCAUGAUGAAGCCGAGUCUCGCUGAGAAGCUGCGCAGCUCGAACGAAUCAGCGCAGCAGAGACAAGUCGCAGCCAAUCCGGCGAACAAGACGCAAGAGUUUUCGACCGGAGCUACAGGAUCCACAUUCUUCCCGAAGCAGACGAAAGUGCCUUUGGCGCCCACGGACGGUCUCGAUGAUGACAAUCAUCCGCUAUUCGGGUCGCAGAAGAAGAAAAUUCAGGAGGCCAUGAACUCCACCGCGAAUACUGUGGAAGCAAGGAACCGUGUGGAAGAUCGGCAGAAUAAGAUGAAGGCGCUUAGGGAAAAGGUUUUGAAACAGGCGAAACAAAAACCAACAACGGGCAGUACAAGACCACCUCCGGCAAACAGUUCUUUCACGAGUUCUAACAUAGGUGGACAGUUCGCAGCAGCAGAGGUUCCAGGCAGUGGCGUCGGUAGUAGUCAACUGCAAUCUGAGAAGCAGGCAAUCGAGCAGCUGCUGCGCAGCAAAACGUACUUGUCGAAAGCAGAGCGGCAAACGUUCUUUCGCAAACAGAUGCUUUUACUGCAUCCGGACAAGCGGGUUCUCGAGGAGGACAAAAAUAGCACAGCCCUUUUUCAGCAUCUCAUGGAACAGCAAAAAUGGUUUCUUGGGCUGGAGUGAUGUUUCAAAAUCACAGGACGAUAAAGAGAAGCUCCCAGGGAGGUUUCGUAGUUUCCGUUUCAAUCAGAAUAUAAGAAGUACCUUCUACUUGUGAUAUCA
Messenger RNA from Amoebophrya sp. A120, 1697 nucleotides. Lineage: Eukaryota; Dinophyceae; Syndiniales; Amoebophryaceae. The record is from the annotation of a GenBank genome assembly.